This is a messenger RNA of Lycium barbarum (goji berry), 1700 nucleotides long. Its product is annotated as jasmonate-induced oxygenase 4-like. Bases 428 to 1522 code for a protein of 364 amino acids. The record is from RefSeq and is a predicted model, not a curated record. Lineage: Eukaryota; Viridiplantae; Streptophyta; Magnoliopsida; Solanales; Solanaceae. The transcript is spliced from 3 exons.
UCUCCCUUUGUUUUUAGGAGUGACAUAAUAUAAACACUUCAUUUGCAUAAUCUAAACCUCUCUUGUCUGUUGUAUGUAAUACGUGUAUACACGUAGCAUAAAAUCUCCUUAAUAAAUAGCUCUCCAACCUACAUAUGGCUUUAAAUUAAACCCCCCAUGAAAAUCACGUUCUCAAGUUCACGUCAACUUCGUUAUUCUUUUCAUCAUUAUCGUCCCACUUCAACCUUGUCCACAACUCGCAACUUUUAGAGCUCUAGAAUCCCCGUUCCUUUCUCUUACUUUCCCAAAGGUCCAUUACAACCACAACUUAAUAACUUGUACGACAUCUACUGACAAUAUUCUUAAAAGGCUAGCUACAUUAUAUAGCCUCGUGUAUAAUAUAAUUAGUAGUAUUGAACAAGCAAGUGAUACUCACCGAACCAAUAUAAUGAGUAAUUGCUUGCAAAGCUGGCCUGAGCCAAUUGUCCGAGUCCAAGCACUAUCCGAAAGUGGCAUUCGAGAAAUCCCCAGCCGGUUCGUAAAACGUCCAGUAGACAGACCAUGUUUCAAGGAGACAACAUCCCAUGUUAAGGAAGAAAAUAUUAAUAUUCCGUUGAUUGACCUUGAAAACUUGAAGUCAUCCGAUGAAUCCAUUCGCGAUGAGACUAUGAAAGUCAUUUCACAGGCUUGUCGCGAAUGGGGUUUCUUCCAGGUGGUGAAUCACGGCGUUAGCCAUGAUCUCAUGGCUAACGCACGUGGUGUUUGGCGCGAUUUCUUUCAUCUUCCGUUGGAAGAGAAGCAGAAAUUCGCGAAUUCUCCGGUUACUUAUGAGGGGUAUGGAAGUAGACUUGGAGUGGAGAAAGGUGGCAAAUUGGACUGGAGUGAUUAUUUCUUCCUUCAUUAUCUUCCUGAGCCCUUGAGGGAUGAGAAGAAAUGGCCUUUCCUUCCCAUUGCAUGCAGAAAAGUUGUUGCUGAAUAUGGAGAAGAAGUAGUGAAACUAUGUGAAAGAUUAACAAAGAUCUUAUCAAUAAACCUGGGAUUAAGUGAGGAUUAUCUACACAAUAAGUUUGGAGGAGACAAUGAAAUAGGUGCAUGUUUAAGGGUAAAUUUUUACCCAAAAUGUCCACAACCAGACCUAACACUGGGCCUCUCUUCACACUCUGAUCCUGGUGACAUGACACUUCUCCUCCCUGACACCGACGUCGCCGGCCUCCAAGUCCGCGGUGGCAAUGACUGGCUAACUGUUAAACCUGUUCCUAAUGCCUUCAUUGUCAACAUUGGAGAUCAAAUUCAGGUAUUAAGCAAUGCAAUCUACAAGAGCGUGGAACAUCGAGUGAUCGUUAAUUCAGCAAAAGAACGUGUUUCUCUAGCAUUCUUCUACAAUCCAGGAGGUGAUAUACUCAUCAAACCUGCAGAUGAACUUGUGACGGAAGAUCGACCAGCAUUAUAUUUACCAACGACGUUCAAUAAGUAUCGAGCUUUUAUUAGAACCAAAGGACCUAGUGGAAAAUCUCAAGUUGAAUCACUAAAAUCCCCAAGAUAAUUUAAUUAUAUUACCUUUUAUCUUCUAUAUAUAGAUUACUAUUUAGGAAGUUAUUACUGUGGUAUAUGCCAAUUGGUUAUAAACAACAUAGUAAAAUACCCUAUCUGCUGGCUGAGCUUUUACUUUCUUGUAAUAAUGAACAAGAAGAUAAUAUGUACCAUUUUGCGCAUUUUGUUCA